Haliotis rufescens (red abalone) is the source of this 977-nucleotide messenger RNA. RefSeq lists its product as uncharacterized. The record is from RefSeq and is a predicted model, not a curated record. The transcript is spliced from 9 exons. Lineage: Eukaryota; Metazoa; Mollusca; Gastropoda; Lepetellida; Haliotidae. Bases 72 to 881 code for a protein of 269 amino acids.
UGUUUCAUCACGAAUACAUAGAUGGUAUAUAAGAAGCGGUGCCUAUCGUUCAACUCAACAUACCGGAGAAGAUGAAGUUUCUCGUCGUGUGUGCUGUCGUGCUAACGUCGGCGUUUGUCCACGGGGACAAGGUUGAGGAGUAUGAAUUGUUUCCAGAAACCGAGGACCAGGGCAUCGCCCCUACCACAUUGGACGCCAGGAUAUCGGCCCUCGAAAAGAACAUGACGGAGAAUGAAAUGCUGAGCGAGGCGAUUCCAUCACUAGCCAUGGAGAUUGAAAAAAUGAACGGGGAGUUGGACAAGAUGGAUGCUUAUAUAUCCAAACUUUAUGCAUUCACCAAGAAGAUCAACAAGGAGAUCAACGAUGGCAAAGAGCAAUUGUUGAAAUCAGUAAAACAAAAUGAGGCUUGGGCCGCCAAGCUGCCUGGUCAGAUUGACGCCCUGGAGAAGCAAAUAGCAAACAAGCAGGACAAAUACUCAGAUGAGGAGAAAGAGAAAUAUCUUCGUGGCCUGUGGCAAAACUGGAAAGAAGGAAAAUCCGGGUUGGCCGCAGAGACGCCGAAAAAAGAGGAGGCAGCCCCGGAACACCAUGAUGCGACAACUCAUCACCAUCGACGCCACAGUCACAGUCAUGGCGGUCAUGGGGGUCAUGGUGGUCAUGGUGGUGGUGGCGACGGGUGGAAACAAAGGUGGCUAGCUAAGAAGAAACAGCAAUGGUUGCAGCAGCAUCAAGCAAAACAGGAAGCCUCAACCAUGGUUACCAAGGCGCCACGAACGGAGAUAGACCUCGAUGAAGGCUUUACACUUGACGCAAAACUCAGAGAGGGAAAACCAAGCCUUGAUAAUAACUCAGAUGAAGAACGCGAGCUCAUAUUCCGAUAGAGAGACCAACGUAAUGGUGGGUACAUCGCUGCAGCAGGAUCUUGUUGUUGUUUCGGACAAUACAUGUGAAUACAUCUAAAUAAAUUAAGAAGCAAG